Molecule: messenger RNA, 321 nt
Organism: Geodia barretti
Lineage: Eukaryota; Metazoa; Porifera; Demospongiae; Tetractinellida; Geodiidae
Source: the annotation of a GenBank genome assembly
AUGCUUGAAAACUUCACCCCUAGUCUGAGAGACCUGGCAGAGUUCAAGACCAAUUCAGGAGAGAAGAUUGAGAUCAUCAAGUCCCUGGCCCCAGAGUGGAAGUCAUUUGGUGCCCACCUCAACUUUGACGACAUGGGGUCCCAGCUGUCACUCAUUGAGGCUCAGCACGGUCAGAGUAACCCACAGAGCUGCUGCCGGUACAUGAUGAUCCACUGGCUGCUGGGGAAUGGGGAGGAGCCCACCACCUGGACAACUCUGCUGGCCCUGCUGGAGGAUGGGGAGAGGGCCUAUGCCUCGCUGACACCGUCAGGAGAGUACUAG